AUCCAGCAUCUGAUCCUAUCUUGCUGAUUGCAUAAUGGGCUAUAAAUAGGGAAGAGGGGUUCUUAUACAAAAGCAUUAUUUGCCUAGUUGUAUACUCGUUCCAUAUAGCUGUUGUCUCCUUCCAGAAUUCAAUCUAUUUUAGGAUUUGAUCAGCAACUCCCAUGUUGAUCUUAACCGAUUUGCUUAAUCUCAAUUUGUCGGACUCAGAAAAGAUAAUUGCAGAAUAUAUAUGGAUUGGAGGAUCAGGCAUUGACUUAAGGAGCAAAGCGCGUACGAUCUCAGGCCCCGUUAGUAGCCCUCGGGAGCUUCCAAAAUGGAAUUACGAUGGUUCCAGUACUGGACAAGCUGCAGGCCAUGACAGCGAAGUUAUACUUCGCCCUCAGGCAAUUUUUCCUGAUCCAUUCCGCAGAGGAAAGAACAUACUUGUGAUAUGUGAUACAUAUGCUCCAAAUGGUACUCCAAUAUCCUCCAACAAGAGGGCUGCGGCAGAGAAGAUAUUUAGUAAUCAAUUAGUCAUUGAAGAGGAGCCUUGGUAUGGACUUGAACAAGAGUAUACCUUGCUCCAGAAAGAUGUUAAAUGGCCUCUUGGAUGGCCGGUUGGAGGCUUUCCCGGCCCGCAGGGGCCUUAUUACUGUGGAGUUGGAGCAGACAAAGCAUGGGGAAGAGAUGUUGUGGAUGCUCAUUACAAAGCAUGCCUCUAUGCUGGAAUUAAUAUCAGUGGAAUCAAUGGAGAGGUCAUGCCUGGGCAGUGGGAAUUUCAAGUGGGCCCUUCCGUUGGCAUCUCUGCUGGAGAUGAACUUUGGUGCGCCCGUUACAUCCUUGAGCGAAUCACAGAGAUUGCAGGUGUGGUUCUUUCCUUGGAUCCAAAACCAAUACAGGGGGAUUGGAAUGGAGCUGGAUGCCACACUAACUACAGCACAAAGUCCAUGAGAAAAGAAGGUGGGUAUGAAAUAAUUAAGAAAGCCAUUGAGAAGCUUGGGUUGCGCCACGCCGAGCACAUUUCUGCAUAUGGUGAGGGUAAUGAAAGGCGCCUUACAGGGCAUCAUGAAACUGCCGACAUUAACACUUUCUGCUGGGGUGUGGCAAACAGAGGCGCUUCCAUUCGUGUGGGCCGAGACACGGAGAAGGAAGGAUGUGGAUAUUUUGAGGAUCGUCGCCCUGCCUCUAACAUGGAUCCCUAUAUCGUCACAUCUAUGAUUGCUGAAACCACCAUGCUUUGGACACCAUGAUGGGUUUGAGGUCAUCUGCACGGUGUGGUCCACUGCUCGGAUUUCUCAUACAUAUGCCAGGUUAGCGUUUGGGUCUCAUGCAAAGCUGCUUCUGAGGCUAUCCAUAAACCAGGAUUUGACGACUUGGACAUAGGUUGGAAAGAAGGUUCAUGACGUUGUAAAUCAUGUAGGUGGUCUCAUGACGGUUCAUUUGUGGGUCCCAUAGUUAUGUACUUUCGAUGUGUUUUUUUUUUUAAUUUUAAAAUUUGGGUUUCUACCCUAGAAAUUUAACGGUUGGAUCAACUGCAAGUUUGAUGUGAAGACUGAUGGGGCAAUUCGCAUCACACCUUCCAAUUUAGGGCAUGCCUACGAACCAAGGGCAUUCAUCAGGCGGUGGGCGAUGAACAUAGCCUGGCCCAAAAAUUGGGCAAGUCCACCAGUCAGGUUGGACACAAGUACAACCUCUAACCAUCUGCUUUCCUCCUACAAGUGGCCCACUCGACAAGCGGUUUUAACUUUAACCUGAUUUCUGGGUGUGGAUAUGUUCAGUGGCCCAGCUGAUGAAUGGGGCAGUUAGUCAAUUGUCAUGAUGUUCCAGUCCAGUCCAUUUUCAAAAUGGCAGCGAUUCUCGACACAUGGCACAUGUAUGACAAUGUCAGCUGUCCAAAUCACGGGUACACUGGAUUGAGCAUAGCUCCAUAAUCAUGCUCAUAGAGCAAUCUUCGCUAUCAAAUGGAUGGUAAAAAGGAGAGUGAUAGUUCCAAAUUCAGAUGGCUACUAUCAUCUUCUCAGUGUGAUUUUCGGGCUAUGAUCUGGCUGACAAAUAGGUUCAUCGUUUGAAUGGUCUGGAUUGUCAUCUGACCACACCAAGUGUACAGUAGAUGAGAAAAAGGGUGACCUAUCAUAGGUAUAAAUACCACAUGAGAAACUCCACAAACUUUGUGGCAUUCUCUACCUCAAUUCCCACCACCACAAUCCCUCCCUACAGCCUCCAACAAAAAUCAAUCAAUCACUGCGGUGGAGGUUUGCUAAGCCCAGAGGCAUGUCAAGCUCUGGCCAUCUACACCCAAGCACAUGACAAUAUGGUGCUCCCAUGCGAGAUCAAACCUUCCCAUCAGGCGGGCUACUCUGCUUAGAUUUCUUCUGGAAUAAAAGAACAUACCAUUUCACUCCCCAAUCCUAGCCGUGUCCCAGCCAUUUGGGUUGGAUGAUUCCUAAGACAAGGAACAGAGGCAGAGAUUGUUUGGGACGACCGUUUGUCUUGUUCAUGAUAUCCCACCUGAGGAUUGAGACAACCAGAUUUUUUU
Molecule: messenger RNA, 2515 nt
Organism: Magnolia sinica
Lineage: Eukaryota; Viridiplantae; Streptophyta; Magnoliopsida; Magnoliales; Magnoliaceae
Product: glutamine synthetase cytosolic isozyme
Exons: 14
Coding region: 162-1229 (355 amino acids)
Cellular component (GO): cytoplasm
Molecular function (GO): glutamine synthetase activity
Source: RefSeq, a predicted model, not a curated record